AUGGAAAUCGUUGAAAGAAAUAAUGAAAUUCCGGAUUUUUUAAAGCUUAUAAAUGAAUUAAAAAUUAAAGCUAAAGGCAUAAAAGAACAAAUUAGUAUUACCACAGAAAGAGUUAAUAAUCAUUCACUGAAGACUAAUUGCGGUGUAUCUUUGCUUGAUGUUAAAAAUCAUACGCUCCUUCAAUACAUUACAAACUUAGCUUUCCUAAUUCUCCUGAAAUUAGAUGGAAAAUCAAUAUCUGAUCAUUCUGUCAUUUCAAAUCUGGUGGAGUUAAGAAUAAUUUUGGAAAAGAUUAAACCUGUUGAACAAAAAUUAAAGUACCAGAUAGAUAAAUUGAUAAGAGCUGCAACAAUUGAAAACAUUGAAGAGAAUAAUGCUAAUUUAAUGACUAGUAAUACUGCAGUAGCUGAUCCUCUAUCUUUUAAGCCAAAUUUGCAAGAUUUUGUUUCAAAAGUUGAUGAUAAGGACGAAAAAGCGCCCGUGCAUUUUGAUGAAGGAAAUCAUUCUGUGCGCGAAAAAGAUCAAUCACGUCUUAUUGCUAGAGCAUCAAAAUCACGUAUAAUGAAGGAUCUCAUCACAGAGUUUGAUGAUAAACCAGAAGAAAUUGAUGCGACCGGUGGUGUGCGCGCAGAAAUGAUGUAUGAUAAACGAAUAGAGGAAAAACUUGCCGAACGUAAUCGUUAUGAAGAAGAAAAUUUUAUCAGAUUACAAAUUCCAAAGAAAGAGCUUAAAAAAUUAAAGAAUAAUUCAAGAAAACUUGUGGAUGAUUUUGAGAAUUUGAAUGAUUUUAACAGUUUAGCAACCAUCCAAGAAGAUGUUGAUUCCCUUGAAAGACAGAGAACAAAUGUUUUAGCCAGGCGCAACGCUCGUCAUGAAAAGUACAGUGGAUCCGAUAAUGAG
This is a messenger RNA of Dentiscutata erythropus, 900 nucleotides long. The record is from the annotation of a GenBank genome assembly. Lineage: Eukaryota; Fungi; Glomeromycota; Glomeromycetes; Diversisporales; Gigasporaceae.